This is a messenger RNA of Erigeron canadensis, 1296 nucleotides long. Its product is annotated as short-chain dehydrogenase TIC 32, chloroplastic-like. Bases 145 to 1086 code for a protein of 313 amino acids. The record is from RefSeq and is a predicted model, not a curated record. The transcript has 8 exons. Lineage: Eukaryota; Viridiplantae; Streptophyta; Magnoliopsida; Asterales; Asteraceae.
UUAUACUAGGAAAACAAUAAUACUCAAUUAAAACCUCUUUUAUUUUGUAUUUUUUCGUUUUACUGUUUGUCUUGUAUUGUUUUUUUCUUUACUUUUUGGAUUUAUUAUUGGGUGUGAUCAAAAUAUUUUGAAGAAGCAAAAAAGAUGUGGUUUUUUGGGAGAAAAGGGGCAUCAGGGUUUUCAGCUUCUUCAACAGCUGAAGAUGUUACUAAAGGUAUUAAUGGAACUGGUCUGACAGCCAUUGUUACAGGAGCUACAAGUGGUAUCGGCACUGAGACAACACGAGUUCUAGCAAUGCACGAUGUACAUGUAAUUAUGGCAGUACGAAAUACUGAAAGUGGUAGAAAAGUUAAACAAACUAUACUUAAUGAAACUCCUACAGCUAAAGUUGAUGUAAUGGAGUUGGAUCUUAGCUCCCUGGCAUCUGUGAGGAACUUUGCAGCUGAGUUCAUUUCUUCGGGACUUCCUUUGAAUAUUCUUAUUAACAAUGCAGGGGUUAUGGCUCCACCAUUCCUACUUUCAAAAGACAAGAUUGAACUACAGUUUGCAACUAACCAUUUAGGUCAUUUUCUUUUGACACAACUUUUACUCGAGACCAUGAAGCGUACUUCACAUGAGCAGAAUAAAGAAGGCAGGAUAGUCAACGUAUCAUCUGAAGCUCAUAAAUUUGCAUAUAAAGGGAUUUACUUUGAUGACUUAAACAAAGAAUCGAGUUACAGUCCAAUAUACAUGUAUGGACAAUCAAAGCUAGCCAACAUACUGCAUGCUAAAGAGCUAACAAAAUGCUUCAAGGAAAACAGGGUGAAUUUAACUGCAAAUGCUCUUCAUCCUGGAUCUAUUGCUACUAAUCUUCUGCGUUACCACAAAAUUAUCGAUGGUGUGGUUGACUGGGUUGGCAAAUACUUUCUGAAAAACAUACCUCAGGGAGCAGCAACUACAUGCUAUGUCGCAUUGCACCCACAAGUUAAAGGAGUCAGUGGCGAAUAUUUCAUGGAUAGCAACAUAGCCCAACCAAACUCAUACGCUAAAGAUUCAGCAUUGGCUAAAGAACUAUGGGAUAUCAGCUUGACAAUGGUAGCUCCAUAGCGAAGAUUAAACAAGACUGGUUCAUUGUAUUAGUGUAUCACUAGGUAAGAAUGAGACUGUAAUUUAAUUAAAUGUGUGUAGACUAUUUGUAUGCUUAUACGUUGACCAAUUUGACUAGUCCUUGCUAGUUAAUUUAGCCAGAUUUUUAAUUUUAGGAUUCAUAUCAGAAUAUAGAUGAUCAAAGAGAUAUCCGUUAGAGGUUUGUUAUUA